AUGUGGAAUUUAGCGGAGGCACGAAACUUUGCAUUAAAGGCUGAACUAUUGUUGCAAGAGAAGAGUAUACCAGAUUAUUCACGCAAGAAUUAUAGCAGGGAGAAUUAUAGAAUAAACAAUGAAAAGAAUAAGGCAAGUCAGGAUGUUCCUGCAUGCAAUGAUAAAUUCAGAGAAGAAAAGGCGACUGGAAAACAGAAGAUAGUAGAUACGAAGGAAGGGCAGAAAGCUACAAAUCCCUAUGCGAAACCAAUCCCUGGGAAGUGUUUCAAAUGUAACCAACCUGGUCAUAGAUCGAGCGAUUGUCCUCUCAGAAAAGUAAUCCAUGUUGUGGAACGAGGAGAAGAGGAUGAUGAGGUUUAUUGUGGUCCAGAUGGGGAUGAUGAUGAGUAUGAGGAUGAUGAAGAUGAUGGCCAGAGUUAUGUGGUGAGGAGACUGAUGCUAACACCAAAACAGGAGGAUAACACCCAGCAACAUCAAUUAUUUCGAACCAGGUGCAUUAUCACUAACCUUUUACUUGAUGUGAUUAUUGACAGUGGUAGUUGUGAAAACAUUAUUAGCAGAGAUGUUGUUGAGAGAUUGGGUCUGAAAACUGAGAAGCACCCCAACGCAUACACUAUUAGGCGGAUUAAGGCAGUAGAGAAAAUUCAAGUAACAAAACGGUGCAAGGUUCCUUUUUCCAUUGGACAAUAUAGAGAUGAGGUAUAUUUUGAUGUUGUAGAUAUUGAUGCUUGUAGUUUAUUAUUUGGUAGGCCAUGGCAAUUCAAUGUCGCAGCACAACAUGACGGGAAACAAAAUACCUAUAAGUUGGAAAAAGAUGGCGUCAAAUUUACCUUCCUGCCAAUGAAAAAGAGUUCCAAAACCAAAGCUUCUAAAGUGAAGGGGCUUACCUUCUUUACUAUUACACAUUCAGGGUCAGAAUUAGAAGUUGCUUUCAAGGCAUCAAGGGUGAUGCAUGCACUAAUUGUGAAACAAGUAUUGACUGCUGAAGAGGAGUUGAAGAAAGAAGAGUACCCAGAAGUAAUCAGGCCAUUAUUAGAAGAAUUUAGUGAGGUGAUUCCAGAGGACUUACCUGAUGGGUUACCACCUAUGAGGGAUAUUCAGCACCAUAUUGAUCUAAUUCUUGGGGCUAGCUUGCCAAACCUACCACAUCAUAGGAUGAGUCCAAAGGAGAGCGAGAUUAUGAAAGAAAAGGUAGAGGAAUUAUUGGAAAAGGGGUACAUCCAAGAGAGCAUGAGUCCAUGUGCAAUUCCUUCCUUACUAACGCCAAGGAAAGAUGGGAGUUGGAGGAUGUGUGUUGAUAGUAGGGCCAUAAAGAAAAUUACUGUAGGGUACAAGUUUUCGAUUCCUUGGCUGGAUGACAUGCUUGACAGGUUGCAUGGGGCACAAGUGUUUACGAAGAUUGAUUUGCAAAGCGGAUACCACCAGAUUCGAAUUAAACCUGAGGACGAGUGGAAAACAGCCUUUAAGACAAAGGAGGGCUUGUAUGAAUGGCUUGUGAUGCCAUUUGGGUUUUCGAAUGCGCCAAAUACUUUUAUGAGAGUAAUGAAUCAGGUAUUGAAACCUUUUAUUGGGAAGUUUGUAGUUGUUUAUUUUGACGAUAUUCUGAUUUAUAGUCAAGCAGACGAAGAGCCCAUUCAACACUUGUGCGAGGUACUAACAGUUUUACAGAAAAACAAGUUGGCAGAUGGUAUUCAAGUAGAUGAAGAAAAGAUUCGAGCAAUUAGAGAAUGGCCUACCCCAAAAACAGUAAAGGAUAUUCGAAGUUUUCAUGGGUUGGCGACCUUCUACAAGCGUUUUAUCAGAAAUUUCAAUAGUAUUGCAACACUUAUUACAGAAUGUCUGAAGAAAGGGAAGUUCCAAUGGAGUAAGGAAUCUGAAACUAGCUUUGUUGUGUUAAAGGAUAAAUUGUGCAUUGCUCCUAUUUUAGCACUGCCCAAUUUUGAGGCCUUGUUUGAAGUUGAGUGUGACACUAGUGGUGUGGAAAUAGGAGUUGUCCUUUCACAAAAUGAGAGACUAGUAGCUUAUUUUAGUGAAAAACUUAGCGAUACGAGGCGUAAAUGGGCUACGUAUGAUAAGGAGUUUUAUUCUAUUGUGUGUGCUUUAAAGACUUGGAAGCAUUAUUUAGUGGGGUGUGAGUUUGUUUUGUACUCUGACCAUGAAGCCUUGAAAUAUUUAAAUAGUCAGAAGCGAAUUAGUAGAGACAUGCAAGCCAGGUGGACUCAAUUUCUGCAGAAAUUUCCUUUCAAGCUAAGACACCAAGCGGGAAUACAGAAUAAAGUAGCAGAUGCAUUAAGUAGACGUGCUGAUUUAUUGGAGAAUUUAUCUAUAGAUUUUGUGCUUGGAUUGCCUCGGACACAAAGGGGUGUAGAUUCUAUUUUUGUUGUGGUUGAUAGGUUUUCUAAAAUGGCUCACUUUAUACCUUGCAAGAAGACAUCAGACACAAACGGAACAGCCAAAUUGUUUUUCAAGGAGGUUGUCCGUCUGCAUGGGGUGCCUAAAUCCAUUACUUCUGAUCGAGAUAGCAAAUUCCUUGGCCAUUUUUGGAGAACAUUGUGGAGGAAGUUCGAUUCGUCUCUGAAUUACAGCAAUACUACUCAUCCACAAACUGACGGCCAAACUGAAGUUGUGAAAUUCCACCGUUUUGAGCCUAUUCACCAUCUUCAGCCAGUUGGAGGUCAUUUUCAAGGUCAAAUUCCACCGUUUUGGCAUGUUUCGAGGUUCUUUUAG
Pistacia vera is the source of this 2727-nucleotide messenger RNA. RefSeq names its product transposon Ty3-G Gag-Pol polyprotein. The coding region runs from base 1 to 2727 and encodes 908 amino acids. NCBI's taxonomy places the organism in Eukaryota, Viridiplantae, Streptophyta, Magnoliopsida, Sapindales, Anacardiaceae. The transcript has 3 exons. Gene Ontology annotation, biological process: DNA integration. Gene Ontology annotation, molecular function: nucleic acid binding; zinc ion binding. The record is from RefSeq and is a predicted model, not a curated record.